CCCACGAAAUGCACAAACUGCGACACACAAACAACGCCUCUCUGGCGUCGUAAUCCGGAGGGACUUCCUCUCUGUAAUGCCUGUGGUCUGUUCUUGAAGCUACACGGUGUGGUUCGGCCGCUUAGUCUUAAGACGGACGUAAUCAAGAAACGAAACCGAACAGGACCGAACGCC
Gamsiella multidivaricata is the source of this 174-nucleotide messenger RNA. RefSeq lists its product as uncharacterized. Gene Ontology annotation, molecular function: RNA polymerase II cis-regulatory region sequence-specific DNA binding; zinc ion binding; DNA-binding transcription factor activity, RNA polymerase II-specific. NCBI's taxonomy places the organism in Eukaryota, Fungi, Mortierellomycota, Mortierellomycetes, Mortierellales, Mortierellaceae. The transcript has a single exon. Gene Ontology annotation, biological process: positive regulation of transcription by RNA polymerase II; negative regulation of transcription by RNA polymerase II. The annotation marks the transcript as partial. The record is from RefSeq and is a predicted model, not a curated record.